This is a messenger RNA of Aspergillus homomorphus CBS 101889, 2228 nucleotides long. Its product is annotated as aspartate--tRNA ligase MSD1. Gene Ontology annotation, cellular component: mitochondrion; cytoplasm. The transcript is spliced from 3 exons. The record is from RefSeq and is a predicted model, not a curated record. NCBI's taxonomy places the organism in Eukaryota, Fungi, Ascomycota, Eurotiomycetes, Eurotiales, Aspergillaceae. Gene Ontology annotation, molecular function: nucleic acid binding; aspartate-tRNA ligase activity; ATP binding. Gene Ontology annotation, biological process: aspartyl-tRNA aminoacylation. Bases 77 to 2128 code for a protein of 683 amino acids.
CUCAUAGCUUGCAAUUCGACGUCAAUUGAUCCCUCAACUUUGAGAGAAUUGCUUCUGGGGUCUUUGGGAACUCAUCAUGUUCUUGUCUCGGGCGGUACGAUGCCCACCGCAGCUCCGCGCCAGCUAUGUCGAGAUUUCCAACUACUUCCGCGGCCGACGGCCGGCGUUCAACCGAACAUUCUACGCUCACAGCUCGCCUCUGCGAGCGCCCCAUGGCAUUCAACCUCCUCCGGAGCAGUCAGACGCUGAUAAGUCUGCUUCUGCUGCGCUAGCGAGCUUCAAAAAGUCCAUCGAAUUCCCGUCCCCGACAUAUGACUUCGAAACAUUCUUACGCACAGCCCAACCCGGUCAAGAGGUUGUACUCCAAGGCUACGUCAGCAGUCGCAGAGAGCUCUCCAGCAAGCUCGCAUUCAUCCGUCUGAGGGACCCGACCCUGAAACACAGCGUGCAAGUUGUCUCAACUCAGAAGAGCGGAACAUUUGCUGCGGCCAAAGCAGUGCGCACGCACAGUCCGGUGGUCAUCAAGGGCACAGUUCAGAAGAAGCAAGCGAAGGAUGCCGAAAUGGCCGAGAAGGAUCCGUGGGAGAUUGUCCUGACCGAGAUCCAAGCCCUAAACGAGUUCCCGAAAGACAUCGUUCUGACUGGCGAACACGCCCACCCACCAAAGCACCGACACCUACAACUACGAUCCAGCGACGAGCUACGGGACGCGCUGCGAUUCCGGGCCGAGGCCCGCAACGUCUGCCGACAGGAGCUGGAACAGGCCCGGCCAGGCUUCGUGGAGAUUGAAACGCCGAUGCUCUUCAAGUCCACGCCCGAGGGCGCUCGCGAGUUCCUGGUCCCGUCGCGCAAGCGUGGCCUGGCAUAUGCGCUGCCGCAGAGCCCGCAGCAGUACAAGCAGAUCCUCAUGGCCAGUGGAAUCCCGCGCUACUUCCAGUUCGCGCGGUGUUUCCGCGACGAAGACCUCCGCGCGGACCGACAGCCGGAAUUCACGCAGCUGGAUCUCGAGAUGUCCUUCGCCACCGGCAACGACGUCAUGCAGGUCGUCGAAGGCGUGAUCCGUCGGCUCUGGUCUGAGCUGAUGCCGGAGCCGGCGCCCUCGGGCCCCUUCCGCCGCAUGCCCUACCAGGAAGCGAUGAGCCGGUACGGCUCCGACAAGCCCGACACACGAUACGGGAUGGAGAUCUCACGGAUCGACUACCUCCUGCCGGUGGACCUAGUCCAGAAGAUCACGCCGCUUACGGACCCGGUGGUGGAAGUCUUCAGGCUCGAAGGCAACGACAACGACCCGGCCGCGACGCAGGAGUUCAUCACGCGCUUCCUGGACUCACCGGAAGGCGCGCCGUUCAACGAGAACCCAGACGGCGGACCGGGGAUCUUCGUGGUGGACGCGAAGAAGCCGCUGAGCGGGCUGCAACCGUUCGGGUUCGAGGCGGCGGAGCACCUGGAGACGACGCUGGGGAUCGAACACGGCGACCUGGUGGUGAUCCAGGCGCGGGCGCAGGGGUCGCUGACGGGCGGGUCGACGGCGCUGGGCAACCUGCGGCGGGCGCUGCACGCGGCGGCGGUGGCGACGGGGUUCAAGCCCGCGCCGCCGGGCUUCGAGUUCAUGUGGGUGGUCGACUUCCCGCUCUUCACGCCGGCGGCGGAGGACUCGGCCGAGGAGCCCGGCCAGGGCGGCGCGGCGGGCUUCUCGGCCACGCACCACCCGUUCACCGCGCCCAAGUCCGCCGCCGACGUCGACCUGCUGACCUCCGCCGACCCGACGCAGGCCACCGCCGACCACUACGACCUGGUUGUCAACGGCGUCGAGCUGGGCGGCGGCAGUCGCCGUAUCCACGACGCCGCCGUCCAGGAGUUCGUCUUCCGCCACGUCCUUCGCAUGCCCGACCACCGCAUCGCCGACUUCGCCCACCUGCUCGAGGCCCUGCGCGCCGGCUGCCCCCCGCACGCCGGCUUCGCCCUGGGCUUCGAUCGCCUCGUCGCCGUCAUGCUCGGCAAGGAGUCCGUCCGCGAUGUCAUCGCCUUCCCCAAGAUUGGCAAGACCGGCGAGGACCCCAUGGUCAAGGCCCCCAGUCCUAUCAGCGAGGAGGCUGCCAAGAUCUACCAUCUGUCGGUGAAGGAGUGAUGGGGUGGUCUGGGCUUGUAUCUUAGCUUUAGACCGGGGGGGAAAACCCAUGUUCCCGUUCUUGGACGGUACCUUGCUACGGGGUAACAGACUGUAUUAU